Molecule: messenger RNA, 1650 nt
Organism: Anastrepha ludens (Mexican fruit fly)
Lineage: Eukaryota; Metazoa; Arthropoda; Insecta; Diptera; Tephritidae
Exons: 1
Source: RefSeq, a predicted model, not a curated record
AUGUUAAAUUCGUGCUAUACCAUCAAAGUGAAUGAGUUGUCCCUUAAAGCUUCGAUUGAUGAAAAAGGGCUUAAUACUACUACAACAUCCCCGCCCUACCGCGUAUCGGUACCGAAACCGAAGCAACCGUCAAAUCGAGUGCCAGCCCAUCUGCAAGGCAUUCGAUACGUUUAUGAAGACUCAGAUGAUGUGAUUCAUAUAAUUGAGCCACCGCAACAUUUUCAGCUGUUGAAACGGCUUAUUAAUCGAACCAACGACCAACGGAAGGUAGGAAUUACUUGGUCAGAGUCAACGAACCAAAUGCCAAUGCCAACGGUCAUAAAACCCGCCACCAACAAAGCAUUAAGUGCAUCAAAGUUGCAAACGAAAGUGAACAAGUUACCAGGGUUUAUAGUAAGACAGGCGCACCAGGUGAAGCAACAGAUCGGAGGCAUAAAAGUAAACCGACCAGUGACAUUGCUUCAAACGUAUAAGCACAGGCGUAAACCUGUCGGUAGCAACGAAGACUCUACUGAUUUAAUGUCUAGUGAGACACAGGUGCAGCAGUUGCCAAUUUUGUUAGCAUCGUCAGCAUUGCCGCGAGAUUUUUUAACGUCCGUUCGAACAACCGAGCGAGUGCUUCAACAGCAGCCACAACAAAGACAGCAUUUGCAACGUGUUACGCAUCGUCAAACCAAACGAACAUCUCACACAGUAAUCAUAGGGCAAGUUCAUGAGCUUAACAAAUUUCAACAAGGCAGUGAUCACAAAAUUAUGGAGGAAAAAUGGCGUAGAGCUCGUGUCCGUCGAGAAACAAGUGACAUAUCUGGGCUUGAAGGAUCAUUGGCAGGAGCUCGAAGGGAUGGCAAACAACCGUCUGCGUUGAACGUCCUUAAAAAUGCAAAAUUAGAUAUACAGAAAGGAACCAGGCUACUUCUGCAUUUGGAUGACUUAUUAAAGAACGCAAAUUUAUAUUUGCCAGAUGAAGGAGAAGUGGUGGACUUGACUGCGAAACAUAGCAUAAGCAAAGAAAGGAAUUUCGAGAGAGUAACUCAAAGUACGACAUAUCCUGGUGCCUUCGACCUGCGAGAGUUCGUGGAGAAAUCAUUAAAUGCUACGAAUUUGUUGAAGGACAAAUUUUCUCCCAAACGCCGAAAUGAAAAUGAAAGACGUAGGAUGUACGUAAAUAAACAAUGGAACAUCCCAGAGGACAUAAGCACAACCAAAUCUGAUCGGUAUACUACUGGUGCUCUUCUCUACGACGAUGUCAUGACCAAUAUACGAAACAUGCUGCAAAAGAAAAAUCUUCAACUCCUAGAGGACCAGCAGAACAGAAACUUCAAUGCAGCCACAGUGCCGGUUGAUCUUAGUAGUUCCUCGUCCUCUGUACUUAUCGACAAUGGUGAUAUGAUAGAAACGAAGAAGUUGUACGAGUACAUCAACGAUCUACAGCGUAUGGUAAAGCAUUUUCCAAAUUCGGAUAUUUCAACGGAGCCCACAUUAGAAGUUCAGAAGCCCACGAACAUGACAGAUUCAACUGACAGGUUCUUCAUUAACGCAAAGGGUUCGAUAUAUGGAGCUCGUUUGGCUUCCAGGCCAAAACUAAGUACCUCACUUUUCCAUCGCUUCCCAGAUAUUCCAUUGGAAUGAGGAACAAUUGCGAGUCACUAA